Molecule: messenger RNA, 360 nt
Organism: Suillus paluster
Lineage: Eukaryota; Fungi; Basidiomycota; Agaricomycetes; Boletales; Suillaceae
Exons: 1
Coding region: 1-360 (119 amino acids)
Source: RefSeq, a predicted model, not a curated record
AUGGUUAACUGCAGAAUCAGCAGCGAUCUCAAAGAAUGUGCACUUCAACUCUGGGAUCACAGAUGGGAACUGAAGGAUAUAUCUGAAGCGCUUGGUAUUUCUGGGAGGAGCUGCUAUUGCUGGCGACAGAUAUUUGAGGAGUUCAGUACUCCUAUGAAGCCUCCCUCUCCACUCAUUGGCCGUACUCGAACAAUCACACGUGCACUUCUGAUGGCUGUUGAAGACCUCUUUGCUACAGAUUCUGAUCUCUUCCUCGACGAAGUCUGCACAUGGCUUGCAGUUGAGUACGAUAUCAUUGUCAGCACUUCCUCCCUGUCACGCAAUCUCAAAAAUGCUGGUCUCACAUGCAAGAUCCUUUGA